Molecule: messenger RNA, 653 nt
Organism: Papilio polytes (common Mormon)
Lineage: Eukaryota; Metazoa; Arthropoda; Insecta; Lepidoptera; Papilionidae
Exons: 3
Coding region: 129-395 (88 amino acids)
Biological process (GO): G protein-coupled receptor signaling pathway
Cellular component (GO): plasma membrane
Molecular function (GO): G protein-coupled receptor activity
Source: RefSeq, a predicted model, not a curated record
UGUAGUGACACACAUCCUUCCAUCUAAACUUUCAGAUUUCGUUGUUUAAUUAAAAAUCUAUUGUUUCCUCAGCUGCAGUCGCCGCUUCUUUCUUUUUCUGCUGGUUCCCGUACUCCGUCUUACGACUAAUGAUGAUCAUACCACGACUGAGACAAGAUGACUAUUACAAAGUGUGGCAAGUGUUUGGAUAUUUGAGCUUAGUCAACAGCUAUUUGUCAACCGCCGUCAACCCUAUUCUUUACAGUCUCAUGUCUCGGAGAUUUCGACAGGCCUUUAAGAAUUUAUUCAGAAGACGAACACCUUUGGCGCUAAUGAGGAUGAGUCACAUAUCAAUGUUACAUAAAGUCGAUAGCAACAUUAGACUAAACAAUUUGCGGCCCAAAUAUAGUUUUUAAAGUCCGUUACUGACGACAGCUUUUACCUGCUUAUAUUCAAGUAUUUUUUAAUUCGUAAUUUAAUUAAUUAAAGUACUUGCUUAUGUUUUUAACUUAGCCUUGUGCCAAAUUUUUGUCAAUGAACUUUAUGGCGGAUUCAAAAACACGACACUUCCGCAAUGCCUUCCUUCGACCAUUAGAUUAUUAGCGCCUUAAUUUUUAGUACUAACUAGCUGUUCGCGUGCGGCUUCAUCCGCAAGAAACUAUAAAUUUAUUGUU